AUUGCGAAUAUUUUCAAAAUUUCAAGAUCAUAAAGCAUUGCAACGCACGCUACACCGCAUGCAACGAAGCAGUGCGCCAUCUAGCAACCACCCUACAAUUUGAGCUGCAAACCACCGGCCGCUGCAGGCGUCUCAUCCCACCGAAAAACUAGUCCACAAUUAAACGCGCAACGGCAAAAACUACAACUAGACAGCCAGUGCGACGAGAAACGCUGCACAAUUAAAACCUAAUCUUAUUGGAAUCCUUCUCAGCUCACUUGUGGCGGCACAAAUUGGUUUAGCAUUGCGCGUCCUUCUCAAACUCGGAAGUAUAAGUUCAUAAACAACGUCCACUAAAACACUCACACAAAUAUUAUGGCAAAUCUAAUGAAUCGUGCACGUGAUAAUUUUCUAGGCAACAACAACAAUCAACAUAUGCACGACGAGGGUGUCGUGAUGCCCGAUGUUGAUAAUAGCAUGGAUGACGGGGAUAUGGAUGAUCCUAUGGUGCUAAGUACUCCCGGGCGUACGCUAAAUGCCACAAUGAGUGACCAAGCGCUCAAUACUCUAAAUGAGCUGCGGCGCAACAAUCUACUCUGUGAUGCAGUUAUAUCGGUGUCCGAUGAUUCUUUCAAUGUACAUCGUGCCAUUAUGAGUGCUUCCAGUUCAUAUUUUAGAGCGCAAUUCACCGGCUUCAAUUCAACAUCAUCACCAGAGAAAAGUGACGAGAAUCGGUCAGUAUACAUACCAGGCAUGAGUGGAGCAAUUAUGGAGCAAUUGAUUCAGUAUGCUUACCUGCGCAAGUGCACCAUCAAUGCGGACAAUGUACAUGAACUACUCAUAUCGGCCGAUUAUGUGGGUAUGAUGGGACUGGUGACGCAGUGCAAGCAACAACUCGCUACAAUGUUAACGCCUGAGAAUUGUGUGAGCAUAAUGGGAUUCGCAAAAUUUCGCUUUCUUGAUGAUUUAUAUGCCAAAGCGCGUAACUAUCUGCUGCGCUACUUCAUUGAGGUUGCCGCUAAAAAUAAGGAUAUACUCGAAAUCGGUUUAAAGGAUUUCUAUGAUAUCAUUAGCGACGAUGAGCUGAAUACACGUGAGGAGGACCAUGUAUGGAAGUUGUGCAUCAAGUGGAUCGAUCGCGACCCAGAAAAUCGAAAGCAAUAUGUUGCACAGCUGAUGCAGGGUGUACGCUUGGGUUUGAUGACACCGAAGUGCUUCAUGGAAGAGGUGAAAGAGCAUCCGUAUGUGUUGCAGUGUGACGACGCCAAACCAUUGAUUGUUGAGACAUUUAAAUUUAUGUAUGAUUUGGAUAUAAUGAAUCCAUCAUCGGGCGAGGUAUUUACGAAAAAAACAAAUGCUAUGCUCUACUCUCUUUUCCCGCUCAGCUCAAAUUUAUAUGUGCCAUUUCGUAUGCCAUUUUCUAAAAAGCUCACAACACCACCAUUAGCAAUGCCACGCCUGCCACAUGAGGUCAUCUUUGCCAUAGGCGGCUGGAGCGGUGGCACUUCGAAGGGCUGCAUUGAGACCUAUGACACACGCGCCGAUCGUUGGGUGAAUAUACCAGCCGAGGAUCCAGCUGGACCGCGUGCCUAUCAUGGCACCGCCGUCAUUGGUUAUAAAAUCUAUUCGAUUGGUGGGUAUGAUGGCGUGGAAUACUUUAAUACAUGUCGGGUAUUUGAUGCGGUGCGAAAGAACUGGAAGGAGAUUGCGCCAAUGCAUUGUCGUCGCUGCUAUGUGAGCGUGGCUGAACUUAACGGUCUUAUCUACGCAAUUGGCGGUUACGAUGGUCAUAAUCGCUUAAAUACGGUCGAGCGUUAUAAUCCGAAGACAAAUCAGUGGACCGUUAUAACAUCGAUGAAUAUGCAAAGAUCUGACGCAAGCGCAUGCACGUUGAGGGGGAAAAUUUAUACAACGGGUGGUUUCAAUGGGCAGGAAUGUUUAGAUAGCGCCGAAUCUUAUGAUCCGGCCACCAACGUUUGGACGCGCAUACCCAAUAUGAAUCAUCGUCGUUCGGGCGUAUCCUGUGUGGCCUUUCGUGGACAGCUUUAUGUGAUUGGCGGCUUUAAUGGUACUGCGCGUCUAUCCACUGGCGAACGUUACGAUCCCGAUGCGCAAUCGUGGUCGUUUAUACGCGAAAUGAAUCACUCUCGUAGCAAUUUUGGACUAGAAAUAAUAGAUGAUAUGAUUUUCGCUAUCGGCGGUUUUAAUGGCGUCUCAACCAUUUCACACACAGAAUGCUAUGUGGCCGAGACUGAUGAGUGGAUGGAAGCGACCGAUAUGAAUGUAGUACGUUCGGCUCUCACAGCCAACAAUGUAGCUGGAUUGCCAAAUAAACGUGACUACAUACACAAGGAACGCGAUCGGUUGAUGGAGGAACGUCGUCAGCGGCUGCUAGCAAGCGCCAUGGCACGCGAUGCGGAGACGAUCUCCGUAUCGAAUGCCUCAGUGGAGACACAAGAUGCCGCUAUGGACGAUUACGAUAGCCCAAACGAGGAUGAUGAUGCCGACGAUGAGGUAGAUGCAGCUGCAGCGCUUGCACCGGUAAUUGAGGAUCGUCAUGAAGAUCAGCAUCCCGAUCCGAAUCGGCGUUUCCGCGUGCAAUUGAGAGCGCAACGUUUCGGUUCGCAACAUGAGAUACGACGAAGGGCCUAAAGUAAUGCAUCAUAAGCUGUAUCUUCAAUUACGAAGUGAUAAAAAAAUUUACAUAAAUGAGAAAUUCUUUGUAAUAUGAAUGAGUGAAUGUACCGGAUGAGGAA
Messenger RNA from Rhagoletis pomonella (apple maggot), 2735 nucleotides. RefSeq names its product kelch-like protein 10 (gene klhl10). Lineage: Eukaryota; Metazoa; Arthropoda; Insecta; Diptera; Tephritidae. The transcript is spliced from 8 exons. Gene Ontology annotation, molecular function: protein binding. The record is from RefSeq and is a predicted model, not a curated record. Bases 355 to 2631 code for a protein of 758 amino acids.